Suillus clintonianus is the source of this 1302-nucleotide messenger RNA. RefSeq lists its product as uncharacterized. The record is from RefSeq and is a predicted model, not a curated record. NCBI's taxonomy places the organism in Eukaryota, Fungi, Basidiomycota, Agaricomycetes, Boletales, Suillaceae. Bases 58 to 1302 code for a protein of 414 amino acids. Gene Ontology annotation, molecular function: protein binding. The transcript is spliced from 5 exons.
CGCGCAAAUGAACUCACUCUUGGUCUCCGACGGAUCUCUGCUGGCUUCCAUGUAGUAAUGACUGACGGUAUCGAAUUUCAAACAAGCAACAAACCUGUACACGUAGACCAGGUGUCGUCGAAUGGAACGAACGGAUGCCUCUGCAUUGAGAAGGACUCAAGGCCCUGCGAGCCAUCUUCUCGAGUUCGAGUCAGCGUAUCCGAUGCUCUGUCAUGGAGAGGUACUCCGCUCAUUCGAGAUGUCCGUUGGAGAAAUCGCAGUGAAAAGUCACGCCUGACAGGUGUUGGCGAGUGUCACAGCUAUAAUCUUACAGCCCAAGCAGGAGGAAGUCGUGUCCCCGUGCAGUUCACUGUUCAUGACAGUUCUUCGCCCACUUACUACCUUCUAAUGACGCACAUUGGACACGGUCUUCUCGCACGAUACCGAAGGACACAGAACACCAGGGAUCUCGACGAAUCCAUAACGCACUUUGAACGCGCGUCUGAUCUUUGUGCCAUGGGUCACCCCUGCCGCCCUGCAGCACUGUUCAAUCUAGCUUCCGCGAAGUUUGUUAAUGACCAAGUCAAUGGAACAUGCCUCGACCUCGACAUCUUCAUCUCUCUUUUUCAAAACGCCUCUGACUUUCGUCCGACUGAUCAUCCUGACCGAUCGAUCACCCAGCUCCAUUUUGCCAUUGCUAUGCUAUCUCAUUUCGCGAAACGGGGAUUUCAAAUGGAUGCUGAUGGAGCUGAACAGUUUCUGAGCAAAGUCCUCGAUGUCUGUCAUGCCAAUAGUCACAUUUACAGAGCAGCUUUGCUUUUAAUCGAAACAUUAACAUUUGCUCUGCACCGAGCAGGAGGCAUGGAAGGACACGAUCUGGGGCAGAAGCAGCCCGAUGCAUUAAUGCUUCCUUUAUCACCAAAUCAACUUGCUCGUCGUGCAGAGCGGUGUUUUCAGGGAGAUGAUUACCAUGACUUAGAUGAAGUGAUCUCCCUGCAUUACGAUGCACUGCACUACUACGACACUAUCCAAGGCCUGGACGAUGCCAUCACGCUGCUCAGGGAAGCGUCGUGUCACGCAUUUCGGCCCACGUCAUUAUUCAUCCUUGCGAAUGUGCUCCGUGCCCGCUUCCGGCACCGAGGCAAUUACCAGGACUUGGAUGAGGCUAUCACGCUUCACAGGGAAGCGCUGGCUUUACGUUCAGUCGGUCACGCAGAUCGGUCACUGUCAUUACAUAACCUUGCGAAUGCGCUCUCCACCCACUUCCGGCACCAAGACAAAAUCAAACGUGAUUAUCGGACAGCUGAUAUUUGGCCUACUUAA